Molecule: messenger RNA, 1688 nt
Organism: Vitrella brassicaformis
Lineage: Eukaryota; Vitrellaceae
Source: the annotation of a GenBank genome assembly
UGUGAAAAGACUCCCUUCAGAACACACGAUGGAGAGUUGCACAUCGGAACUCUGACAAUUGAGUUCUCAAGACCACACACAGCAGAAAGAUGAGCGUUAAUGGGACACAUACAGCCAGACGACCGCACUAACCACUUCCCUCUCUCCCUCUCUUCCUCAUUCCCUCCCUUCUGCUUGCGCAAACACAAAAAGCGUGACUUAUGCAGGCCGCUGCACUUCGGAAAAUCAGCUGGCUCAGGGUGUUUCGUUGGACAACCGCGUGCACCGAACUUGCUGUGGUGACUGCAUGUGCGGUGGUCACGAGGGCCCGAUGUUUGAACUCUCGCGACCGCCGUCCAUGCAGUCACCGCAGCAACACCGGCGGCACACGGCUGUGUUCUCAUGAAUGGGAGUGGAAGCAGCACGACACACACAACGACACGACACACGUGUACUCAGAAUGAGUGAGCUAUGCACACAGCAGGCCGCCAAUGUACCCACCACUGAAUCUGACUGUACAAUCAACACAUCUCUGCACGGGCCUCACUCAGGAAAAGACCUCGGCCGUUUCUGGUGCUUGCGCUGGCGGCUUGGACACGUCAUAGCACCCACGUGGCAUGCCCUCCGACUGCUCCAGGUACAGGCAGUACCACAGCAGCGCAUUGAUGUUCUCAGGCACAUCCAUGCCCAUCUCCUGCACACAGACACACACACACACACACACAGCGGCAAUGGAUUGGUGCGACGAAUGCCACGGUUCUGCUCACCUUGUUUUCCCGCCACACAUCAGCGAAGGAAUCGGUUGUGUACUUGAGCCUGUAAGCGCCAGCCAAUUCGCCCGUUCUGUCCUGACCUGACACACACACACACACAUGCAGAGACCCACAGACAGACAGAUGGCCAAUGCGGCAAUGGACAGGCCACUUCCCAUUGACUCAGUGCUGACCGUGGCCGCAGUGGAAGUACAGCACGCGGGAGACCCCCGCUGGGUUCACCUUGUGCAGCAGCUCGUGCAGCGAUGUCACCUUCUUGUUCAGGUGGUCCACCUGCCACUCAGGCAGACUCGAUGCUAAUCGAUUUCGCUCCUGACAACGAAGGGACACACACAGAUGAGCUAUGCGGCUCUCCUGAGCGUGUUGCAUCGGUCACUCACUGCUUCAGGCAGGCUGUAAGGGCGCUUCUCGUCUCCUUUGAGAGGCCACUCGUGCAGCUUGCCAACCUCGGGGUUCUCGCUGAAAAAGUCUUGCUCCAGCUCAAGUGCCGCCGACUCCCCCUGCACCCACCGUACAUCCGCGACACAUGCAGCCCAUCCAUCUUAUUUGCGCACCUCUCCGUUGCUCGGCAGCAGAAGUGAGAAGACCCACAGCUCGAAGCUGGCGUCGAGGAUGAGCGACUGCUCCCUCGCCCGGCUGUAGAGGUACUCGUACAGCACCGACCAGGCGAACUGCUCGUGGCCGUCGCUCCCUCUCCGCUGCGGCUGGUUGCCGCGGAAGAGGAAAUGCCCGGUGGUGCUGUUGUGGUCAAGCAGACGGACGCGCGCAUCUGCAGGCGAGAUGGCGGAUGGAUGGAUGGAUGAGAGCAGUCCUUUCAUCCGUGUUUGUGAGUCUAUAUCAUUCGCUCACAGUUGAGAUCUUCGACGGAGGCGCUGACGCUGACCAGCAGUGCGACAACCACGCUCGCAAACAAGAUCCACAUCAUCGCUUCUUUCA